Messenger RNA from Plasmodium gonderi, 2511 nucleotides. RefSeq lists its product as hypothetical. Gene Ontology annotation, cellular component: COG complex. The record is from RefSeq and is a predicted model, not a curated record. The transcript has a single exon. Lineage: Eukaryota; Apicomplexa; Aconoidasida; Haemosporida; Plasmodiidae. Gene Ontology annotation, biological process: intra-Golgi vesicle-mediated transport. Bases 1 to 2511 code for a protein of 836 amino acids.
AUGGAUAAUGUUCAGAUAAAUGAAGACCUUGAUUCCUUUGGGAGUAUCGAUUCGUUAAAUGAAGAGCUAGAUAAUUUUAAAGAUCAUAAUAACACAUAUAGUAAAUACAGUGUUCUUUAUAAUAAGGAGGAUAACGAAUUAAGAGAAUUAAAUCGUUUCGAGAAUAUGUUUAAGGAGGCAAAUAUAUGUUUCACUUAUUUUGAGAAUAUACAGAAUAACUUAAAAAAAGUUAAUGAUUUAGACAAAAAUAGAAAAGAAAAAUUUUUAGAAAGUAGCAAAAUGACAAUCGAAAUUGCAGAUGAAAUUAGAAAAUUGAAAAAAGAAAAAUAUACUAUUAAGAAAAAAGAAAAAAUUUAUGACAAAAUAUUGAGGGAAUAUAGUUUGAGCCCCUUAUGCUACAACAACUUAACUGAUAUAAAAGUUUCAUUAAAUAUUUCUUUUUUUGAACAUUUAAAACAGUUUGAAUAUACCAAGGAAAAUAUAAUUAAAUUAUUAAAUGAAAAUUCAUCUGAUAAAAUAAGUAAAUUUUAUUCAAAACAUUACAAUAAAAUAUUGAAUAAGGUGUGCAAAAAAAUGUGUUUGUAUGUAAUAAGGGAGAACAGCAAAUAUUAUAAGAGGACAAACAAAAUUAUGAAUUUAUUAUUAUGUACCAUUUCUGAAGAAAGGGAAAAAAGAAGAAUAAUUAUAAAAAAUUGUGUAGAAAAUUUUUCCCCGCUAACAAAAUUGUGCUAUAAAAUUAUUAUAGAAAAUAUGGAAUAUUUUAAUAUAAGUUUAAGUAAUUUUCUGCAUUUUCGAAUAAAGUUAUUAAAAAAAAAUUACAACGAUUUGAUUGUUAGACAUUAUAAAGCAAUGAUAAAGAACAAAUUGUUAGGAGAGUUCCACACUACGGAUGCUUCUAUACAUAUAUUUAAAAUUUUUUUCUCAACUAUUUAUUACUUGAUAGCAUUAGAAGAUUACUUCUUUAAAAUUCUGUUAUUAUUCAAUUUUUAUUAUACUAACUUAACAGUGCCAUACAUAAGUGCACAUGUGGAAAAUAUGCAUAAUAACUUAUACUCCAUAGUUGAUUCUUUGUAUAUUGCUUACUAUAAUUUUCUUGAAACAAAUCUAAAUACGUAUCCUAAAAGUUAUGAAACAUGUUAUGAAUUAUUUCAUAUUGUAGAUAUCUUUAUUUUUAAAUUGAAACAGUUUCAAAACAAUUAUGAAACAGUACAAGACGUUAAGGACAUAAUAAGAAAAUAUUCCAGCAGUACUGUUCGAGGGAACUCCGAUUUGGACAAUAAUCAACAUGGUAUCGGAAAAUUACAAAAUGAAUCAACUUUGCUUGAAAAUUCAUUUUUAGAAAAUUAUCAAAUACAUCUUGGAAAUGAAGAAAAACGAAGAAGCAACAUAUUAUGUGACCUCUCUAGCAACAUUUUAAAUGGUAUCCAAAAAAAUAAUCCAACUACAAAUCAUACAAAUAAAACUAAUGAGGAAAAAAUAUCGAACAAAGUUGCAGUUAAUAAUUUAGACACGGAACAAGAUGAAAAUAUUCCAAAUGUUGAAAAUAUGGAAAAUAGGGAGAUGCUCUUAGAUAACCUAGUAAAUCAAGAAACACACGAUAAAAUGGGGAAUAUAAUCAGCAGAGCUCUUAGUAUGAAUAAUUCCACGAUUCAUGAGAAAGGUGAUGUGAUAAUGGGGGACGCGGAAUUUGUCCAUAGAAGUAGUAAAAGCGAGUUAGAAAAACGGAUUGGAGAAAAUUGCAGGAUUGUCGAAAAAUACAACUGCAAGCUAUUAAACUACACGCAAAAAAUUCAGAAGAAAAUAGAAAAUGAAUUCAUUGCAGCAUGGCAACAAGAAGUUGUAACGUUCUACCUAAAUAAGAUAACCAAAGAGGGAGAAUCCAAUAAUUUUGAUAAUACAUUGGCUUUGAUAAAAAAGAUUUUCAGUGCGUUAAAUAAUGUUUACAGUAUUUAUAAGAAAAGCGCCUUAUUCGGUUCGAUUAAUAAGGAACAAAAUUUCCAAAACGUACUUGAUAUAACAAUAAAUCCUCUAAUAAAUAAUUCUUUAAAAAAUAAAAAUCAUAAUUUAGAAAGUGAUUACAUAUCUAUUAUAAAUAUAUUUGUCUUUAUACAAGAAAAUGUAGCGAAAUAUGAAGACUCUUCAAAAUAUUGUGAUUUACUUGGUAUAAUUAUUCAAGAACAAAUUGAAAAAGUUUUGAAAUUAGAAAAUGCUAAUAUAAUAGCCUACUUAAAAUUAGACAAAAUUAAACAACAAAAGGAAAAUAAUAUAAACGAAAUAAAAGCUAUUUUAGAAAAAUUUUAUAAAUUCGCUUUUUCGGAAAAAAUCAAUAAUUUCCCAAUAGUAAGCAAAAUACAAUCGAAUGAUAUCAAAAAGGAUAUGCAGCUAUCAAUACUUAAUAAUGUUCAUAAGGAAUAUGUGCAUGUGUAUGAAAUGUAUUCAAGUAAAGUGCACAUGACUUAUUACCCAGAUCAAAUAAAAGACGUUCUUUUAAAAAAAUCCCAAGUUUUAUGA